GCUCUGAAAUUUAUUUACUGCUUAUUGUCAUAUAAUUCUUGAAAUUAUGGUCCAAAUCUCUAAAAAACGUGUUCGUAGAAACACAAUUGUUUUAGAUAGUGGCUUAAAUUCGGUUAUAACUGCAUUACCGCCUGGUAAUACAGUAUCAACUACUAGCUCUCAAAAUGGUUUGAGUGCAGAUCUCACUCCUGUGAUACAGGUGAAAGAUGUUCUGUUAGAGAACUCUGAGUUCUGUAAACUAAACCUCCUUUUGAAAGAUAUGCAGAGGCAAGUAAGUGAAAUUCAGAAAAAAUUAGAUCAGUUUGAUAGUAUGUCACUGCCAAUCUCAAAUACCACGGAGAGCCGUUCUGAUAUUGGCCAGGUUAAGUGUUUACUGGAUGUAACUCAAAAUAAGCUUUUGAAUUUAGACCCAAUAGCCUGUCUUUUAGAAAGGCAUCCUAAAAUAUCUCCAGACAACCUAAAUAAAGCUGAAAAUCUGAUUGACUGCUUGGCUACGGAGGUGAUGAAGCGUAUAACCUCUUCUCACCAAGCUAUAGUUUACAACGUCCCAGAUUCUCUGCCCCUGAAAACUGUAAGACACAAAAUCCUGAUUUGUUGCGGCAUGGCUAGUGUUCCAUGUGAAUGCAAACGACUUCGUAAAAAGUCUAACCAGGCUAAUUGCCCAAUCAUUUUUAAAUUCAGUAAUUCCCUUGAUGCUACUUCCAUUUGACUUUUUGAAUGAGAAUGAAUAAUGUGGAUAUUUGACCAUUUACAAUGACAAAUGAUCUGCAAACAUUAUUGGUCCCGUAUCUUUCAGUUGCCUGGUUAAUAACGAAUUAACUUUCUCCACGACGCAACCUGGAUUACAUUUGUGGAAUAUACUCUUAUACCAAUGGAAAAGUAUCUAUUUGUAAUACAACGUCACGAUUGUAGCUUAUAACAUAACUGAUCGUAUCUGUAAAAAUAGCUUCCUUAUUACCCAAUUUGGAUAUAAAUCAAAAAUGAGAUUCGGAUUUGUACACACCCAAGUUAUAUUGAGGAAUUACUUC
This is a messenger RNA of Trichobilharzia regenti, 1028 nucleotides long. NCBI's taxonomy places the organism in Eukaryota, Metazoa, Platyhelminthes, Trematoda, Strigeidida, Schistosomatidae. The record is from the annotation of a GenBank genome assembly.